Phoenix dactylifera (date palm) is the source of this 869-nucleotide messenger RNA. RefSeq lists its product as uncharacterized. Lineage: Eukaryota; Viridiplantae; Streptophyta; Magnoliopsida; Arecales; Arecaceae. The record is from RefSeq and is a predicted model, not a curated record.
UCCCGCGGCUUGUUGUAUCUCAAUGGCUUUAGUCACGGAUAUAAAUACCAGCUCGCCUCGCACCAAGCUGGGUCAUCCGGUGCUUGCUUGCUUUUAAGUUUCCAGCAGUUCAGUAUCUUAAUUUAUUUGGCCAUGGCUAGCGUUGAGGUGGAAGCCGCUCCUGCUGCCCCUGUAGAAACUGAGGCUCCUGCUCCUGCUCCUGCUUCUGCUCCUGAGGAGGUAGUCAAAGCCGAGGUCGCGGCCCCAGUUGCAGAAGAACCAAAAGCAGAAGAGGAGGCAGCACCAUCCAAAGAAGAAGGGGUGGAAACUGAGGAGAAGCCAGCAGAAGAGGAGAAGGGUGAAGAAGUUGCUGCCCCGGAAGCUGUUGCUGCUACAGCCGAGACUACAGAGGAAGUGAAGCCAGAGGCAGAACCGGUAGCAGCACCAGAAGCAGCUCCAGAGGAAGCCAAAGCUCCUGCAGUGGAGGAAGCAACUGAGGCUGAGGCUCCGGCACCAGUUGAAGAGCCUAAGGCAGUGGAAGAGGAGGCAGCAGCUGCCACAGUGGUGGAAACUAAGGCAGAGGAGACUUCUGCUGCCUCAGAGUAAAGAGUACGUCGUUUAUUUAGUUUUGUUGGGAUGGAAGAGAGUUUUAGACGUAGUGUGGAGAGAUACUAAGAGGAGAGAGAGCAUUUAGAAGCAUUUAUAUGAUAAUAAAUGUAAUAUAAGAUUGAUGUAAAACUACAGCGGGCAAAGGGUUCUGGGUUCUGGGCUUUGUGUGCUGUCAGGUAGUGGGAUGUGAAUGUGCUUGGUUUGGUGAUGUAGCGCCUUGGAGUUUGAAAGUUGCUGUUCAAUAAUAAAAAGAAAAUAUUAUCGAAUGCGUUUAAUCGGUA